Molecule: messenger RNA, 2090 nt
Organism: Spirodela intermedia
Lineage: Eukaryota; Viridiplantae; Streptophyta; Magnoliopsida; Alismatales; Araceae
Source: the annotation of a GenBank genome assembly
AUGGUACCUCUCCUUCCUACCUUAAUAAUGGUCAUACUCUUCGCAGACGUGGGUGUAACAUUUGUCCUCUAUGUCCCUAUUGUGGGAAGUAGAAUCAUUUGACUAUUAAGUGUUAGAAGUAAUUCGACAAGCCUAUUUCUACAUAGCCAACGAUCACUUCUCCGACUUUAGCGUCCCCUGCUCCAUCCCAUGUUCUAACUCCUACCUUCCACAUGACUUUGACACCUACAAAAUAUGAUGCCCUUCACUACGUCAAUGGUACUGAUGCUUCCACCUCUGCUAGUCUCACGCCAGGUAUACACGCCAGGUAUACCUCUUCCACGCUAGGUAUACACGCUCUCCUUGUUUCUUCUUCUUCAGUGUCAUAGAUUAUUGAUUCAAGGGCCUCCACUCACAUGAUCUGUAUCCCCACUAUUCUCUGCUCCUAUCAACUUAUCUCGACCCAUCCUCUUGUCACCAUUGUCGAUGGCCGAACCUAUCUAGUCAAAGGUUAUGCUGUCACUUCAGCUUCUCCCUCCUUUCACCUCACCCAAGUUUUCUAUAUUUUUGAUUUUCUUACUAAUCUUCUUUCCAUCAGUGCUAUUACCCGUGCCCUUCUUUGUACAGUCACAUUCUUUUUCUUUCACUGUACUUUAUAGAAUCUACAUACUAGAUUGAAGAUUGAUUUAGGCCAUAAAAUGGGCGAGGUGUCUAUGAACUCGUUUCUAACAAACCAUCAUCUAACCUUCAAGCCCUUUUUAACACCUCAAUGACUACUUCUUCUUUUUUGUGACAUCGUCGUUUAGGCCAUCCUUGUUUCUCUAAAUUACAAAAAAUCUUAUUGUGGCUUCCUCUCUUUUAAGUUUAUGUGUGAAUCUUGUCAACUAGGCAAACAUAUCCGUACUUCUUAUCUUAGUCAUGAUGACAUCCUCUUUUUCACUCCCUUUGACCUUUUUCACUACGAUAUAUGGGGGGGGAGACAUUCCUUUCCAUUGUUUACUCUUUAAUUCUCCUCUUUCUUUUCUUCUCCCUUGGGUUUUUGGAUGCACUACUUUCAUCUAGGAUUCAUCUCCUUCUCUUUAUAAACUCACCCCUCGUGCUUUUAAAAGGGUCUUUAUCGACUACUCUCACAUGCAAAAGAGUUAUCAGGUCUACUUCCCUAAUACCCAUCGCUAUGUCACUUUCCAUGAGGAGUCUCAUUCUUUCUCUUCUAUUUUAACUCCUCCUCUUUGGGCCACUAUGUCUCCUCCACCUGAGUUCUCUCUCUUUGUGGUUCUUGCGAACCCUCCCUCUUCUCUUCUCUCCUAUCCACUCUUUUUAGGGUUGUUACCCAUGUUCAUCUCUCUUUGGCCCAUGUCUCCCAUGGCUCUUACUCCGGAUGUAGUAUCCUCCUCUUCCUCUCCUACAAUCCCCUCUGCACCUUCGGUCGUUGCUCCACUUAAUGACUUUCAUCUCUCUAUUAACCUCUGCAAAGGUACAUACAUCUUGACAUCAUGUAUAUGAUUAGUGUCUUGAGCCAGUUCAUGUAGGAGCCUCGACGAGUUCAUUCGGAAGGAGCUCUACGAGUCUUCACCUACAUCAAGCGAUCCCUAGAGAAAGGGCUCAUUUAUCGGCGACAUGGCUAUCUUCGCAUUGUAGCUUACUUUGAUGUCAGGUAUCCAAGUGACAAAGGCAACCGAAAGUCUACUACAAGUUAUUGCAUAUAUGUUGGUGGCAACUUAGUCACCUAGCGGUGCUAGAAAUAAAAGGUAGUGUUUUGCUCCAGUGCGAAAUCUGAGUAUUGAGCCAUGACUGAGAUAGUACAAGAAAUGGUAUGACUUCGAUCACUUCUCGAUGAUCUCAACAUUACUUCUUCCUCUUUAAUGUCCAUACAUUGCAACAAUUAAGCCACCAUUUUCAUUACUAGCAAUCCUACCUUUUAUGAGCAUAUGAAGUAUAUUGAGAUCAAUUGUUACUACAUUCGAAAUAAAAUUAUGUCUAAACUUAUCUCUACUUUUUAUGUGACAUCAUCUCAUCAGUUUACAAAUGUCUUCACGAAGAGUCUAUUCAACAUCUCUUAUGACGUCAUGUGUACCAAGUUAGACAUGUUCGACUUAUAUGUUCCAACUUGA